AUGAUGAUGAUGCGCUACGUGAUCUGUAUUUUGCUUCUUGCACUUUGUUGUACUUGCAGUAUUGUGUUGGCUACUACUCUUCAACCUGAAGGUGGUGGUCCUCCUGCAACUGAAGUUGGUGAUGAAGCUCAUGUGGGAGGUGAGGCCGGUGGUGGAAGAGGAGGAAAAGGCGGCAGUAGUAAGGGUGUUACUCCUCUUGAACAGCCUAGAGGAGAUAAAAGUGUCUCAGAAAUGUUGCCAGAGUCUGCUGAAGAAGAUCUCUCUAAAAAAAAACUGUUAGAUAGUCAGGAUGAAUCGGAACUUACAAAAGAUCCAGGUCCCGAUGGUCCUCAGGGACCUUUACACAGCCAACGACCAGGAGGGAAUACUCAGUCUCUUCUUCAACCUGCCAGUCCAUCACAACCUGUUACAGGAGAUAGAAACGACGGUGCUCUUUCUCCAUCAGCAAAUCAGAACGAUCAAACUCAAAGUGUAGGCACGGCGGCUUCGCAGGAAAAUGAACAAGUAGUUGCGAGAACGGAAUCAGGAAAUAAUGGUGGAUCCAAUUCUGGCAGUGAACAAAAUACUGUUGGCUCUCUCACUGCAGAAGAACCCAAUGCUAACAGUGAAGAACAGAAGUCUGAAAAUGCACCACCUUCCCCCAACGAGAAUGGUACACAAGGUAGUAACGAUGCAGGCAACAGUAAUGCUGUACAGAUUCGAGGAAGCACAGACACAGAAUCUGAACCUGAGAAUGGCAAUACACCCAAUACUAAUGAGGAAUCAUCCUCAACCACCACUACCACCACCACAACAACACUUCCUCCUGAACUCACAAACAACAAGAAGGGUGAUGCAGACAGCAGCAGCAGCAGUAUCAGCAGUUCUGUGUGGGUGCGUGUACCACUACUGAUUGUGGUUAUACUGGCCUGUAUUCUUGUGUGCUGA
Trypanosoma theileri is the source of this 927-nucleotide messenger RNA. RefSeq lists its product as uncharacterized. The transcript has a single exon. The record is from RefSeq and is a predicted model, not a curated record. Bases 1 to 927 code for a protein of 308 amino acids. NCBI's taxonomy places the organism in Eukaryota, Euglenozoa, Kinetoplastea, Trypanosomatida, Trypanosomatidae.